Molecule: messenger RNA, 8052 nt
Organism: Eutrema salsugineum
Lineage: Eukaryota; Viridiplantae; Streptophyta; Magnoliopsida; Brassicales; Brassicaceae
Product: BEACH domain-containing protein B
Exons: 28
Coding region: 1-7824 (2607 amino acids)
Molecular function (GO): protein binding
Source: RefSeq, a predicted model, not a curated record
AUGGAAUCUUACACUGUCGCAGAUUCGGCUUCAAGCUCUGAUGCAACUGCGUCUCAUUCGCCGAGUGUAUCUGUUCUGUUAGAUGCUCUUGAGAAGUCUGCAUCUACACCCAGGAUCGCAAAUGGUCUUUCACAGAGACUGUUACGGCUGCUACAGCUUUCACAGGAAAAUAAAAUUUCUUUUAAGGCAUUGAAUGGAGCUUGUCGUGUGUUAAGAUUGGCUUGUGUUCAAGCCAGGGAAAGUAGGAAGUCCGUGUGUGUUAGCCAUUUAGUAGAAAGUACUGACAGUGGAGUUAUAGUUGAUUCACCUCAUAAGAAGUCUGAUUCAAGUCGUACAGAGGAUUGUUGGUUUGAAUGCAUGGAAACGUGCGUGGGAAUUUUCACAGAGUUUUUCUCAUCAACAGAUGAUGCAAAGAUAUAUGUUUUGCGAAGCUCCGUCUGUGUUGAUUGUCUUUUUGAGCUAUUUUGGGAAAAAACCGUAAGGAACAAUGUGAUGAAACACAUUAUUGAUCUCAUGAAGAUUAUGCCUCUGUGUGAAGAAGACACAAGUGCAAAAUUACAAGUGUGUUCCAAAUAUCUAGAAACUUUCACUCAAGUGAAGGAAAGAGAAAAUGAUUUUGUUGACUUGUCCGUUGGUCUGUUGGCGGGUAUGAGGGAUUUGAUCAAGACUGAUUCGAAGUAUUACCAAGCCCUAUUCCGUGAGGGGGAGUGUUUCUUACACAUUGUCUCUCUCUUAAAUGGUAAUCUCGAUGAAGCAAAUGGAGAGAAGUUGGUUUUGAAUGUCCUUCAAACUCUGACUUCCUUGCUUGCAAAUAAUGAUGCCUCAAAGUUUGCAUUUAAAGCCCUUGCUGGCAAGGGCUAUCAGACACUGCAAAGCUUAUUGUUGGAUUUCUUCCAAUGGCAACCUACCCAAAGGCUCCUAGACGCACUACUUGAUAUGCUUGUUGAUGGAAAAUUUGAUGAUAAAGGCAGUGCCCUUAUAAAGAAUGAAGAUGUUAUCAUACUUUACUUGAAUGUACUUCAGAAGAGCAGCGAGUCUUUGCAGUGUUAUGGGCUAAAUUUGUUUCAGCAACUCCUUAGGGAUUCCAUAUCAAAUCGUGCUUCAUGUGUUCGGGCAGGAAUGCUUAACCUUCUUCUCGAUUGGUUUUCUGUGGAAAAUGACGAUAGUGUUAUCUCGAAAAUAACGCAGCUAACUCGGACGAUCGGUGGCCAUAGUAUUUCUGGGAAGGAUAUACGUAAGAUCUUCGCCCUUCUUCGGAGUGAAAGAGUUGGUAAUCAACAGAGAUACCGUUCACUGUUAUUGGCUUGUUUGUUGUCAAUGCUGAAUGAGAAAGGACCGACUGGCUUUUUUGACAUGAACGGGGUUGAUUCUGGCAUUGUAAUCAGAACACCUGGUCAGUGGCCUGUGAACAAGGGGUUUUCCUUUUGCUGUUGGCUUAGGGUAGAAAGCUUUCGUGGAGAUGGGAAAAUGGGUAUCUUCAGUUUCAUGUCAAAAAAUGGGAAGGGCUGCUUUGCUGCUAUUGGGAACGAUGGAUUGUCUUAUGUUUCACUGAAUCUGAAACGGCAAUGUGUAAAUGUGCAUGCCAAUUUGGUCAGUAAAAAGUGGCAUUUUAUUUGUGUUUCUCAUAGUAUUGGAAGAGCGUUCUGGGGUGGUAGUCUCUUAAGGUGCUACGUUGAUGGGGAGCUUGUGUCAUCUGAAAGAUGCAGCUAUCCGAAAGUUACUGAUGUACUUACCAGCUGCUUCAUUGGUACAAGUAUUACGUUGCCACAUAUCCAAGAUAACGAAGGCCUGGAGUCCAUCCGAGAUGUGUUCCCAUUUUUUGGCCAGAUCGGUCCCAUCUACUUGUUUAAUGAUUCCUUGUCUUCCGAGCAAGUUCAGGCCAUUUUUUCGCUAGGACCAAGCUAUAUGUAUGCAUUCUUGGAGAAUGAGAUGAUUGGCUCCUUUUCUGAUAAUCCAUUCCCUAGUGGUAUUCUUGAUGGAAAAGAUGGGCUUGCAUCUAAGGUUUCCUUUGGACUUAAUGCACAGGCAAGCGAUGGUAGGAGAUUGUUUAAUGUGUCUCGGGUGUCAGAUCAUUUACAAGAUCGACUCACAUUUGAGGCCGAUAUUAUGGUUGGUACUCAGCUAUGCUCACGGCGCUUGCUCCAGCAGAUAAUUUACUGUGUCGGAGGGAUAUCUGUUUUCUUUCCUUUGAUUACACAAUCUGAUAGAUGUGAAAGUGAAGCACUUAAAGAGGAAACGUCAUCUAUGCCUACUACAAAAGAGCGUAUGACAGCAAAAGUUAUUGAACUUAUUGCUUCUGUCUUGGAUGAAAAUCCAGGAAAUCAGCAGCAGAUGCAUCUUCUCUCUGGAUUUCCCAUACUAGGGUUUUUGUUACAGUCUAUUCAGCCGAAGCAACUUAAUCUAGAGACGCUAUCAUCCUUGAAACACCUAUUCAACGUUAUUUCAAGCUCUGGGUUUGCUGAGCAGCUUGUGGAGGAUGCUAUAUCUAGCAUUUUCCUUAAUCCUCACAUUUGGAUCCAUGCGGCCUAUAAUGUGCAACGUGAACUUUACAUGUUUCUCAUCCAACAGCUAGAUAAUGAUCCACGACUUUUGGGAAGCCUUUGUCGACUCCCAAGAGUUAUUGACAUAGUAUGGAACUUCUACUGGGAGUCUGAGAGAUACCGUAGUGCUAAAGGAAGCAAGCAUCUUCUGCAUCCAGCAAGUAGUAUUGCAGAAAGACCAAGUAGAGACGAAAUUCAUAAAAUUCGCCUCCUUUUGCUGAGCCUAGGUGAAAUGAGUCUGAGGCAGAAUAUCUCAUCAGGGGACGUAAAAGCUUUGAUAGCAUUUUUUGAGACAUGCCAGGAUGUAGCAUGCAUCGAAGAUGUUCUGCAUAUGGUUAUCCGUGCCAUUUCUCAGACAUCAGUCCUUGCUUCUUUUCUUGAACAAGUCAAUCUUAUCGGUGGAUGUCACAUUUUUGUCAAUCUUCUUGAGAGGGAUUACGAGCCUAUAAGGUUACUCAGCUUGCAGUUCCUUGGAAAGCUUCUUUAUGAUGUUCCUUCAGAGAAAAAAGGACCUAGGUUUUUCUAUAUCGCUGUUGGGAAAACUAAAUCUCUGUCACAAGGGCAUAAGAAAAUUGGUGGAAGAACACACCCAAUUUUUUCCGCUAUGUCUGAUAGAUUGUUCCAAUAUCCUCAGACAGAUAACUUGCGUGCAACAUUGUUUGAUGUUCUUCUUGGUGGUGCCAGCCCCAAACAGGUUUUGCAGAAAUACAACCAGGUUGAUAAGCAGAGAAACAAAGCAAGCAACUCUCACUUCUUUCUUCCACAGAUAUUUGUUUUUAUUUUCAAAUUCCUGUCCGGGUGUGAGGAUGGAUCAGCACGAACGAAAAUAAUUAGUGACAUACUGGAUCUUCUUGAUUCAAAUCCUAUGAAUGUUGAAGCUUUGAUGGAAUUUGGAUGGAGUGCAUGGUUAUCAGCGUCAGUGAAACUUGAUGUGAUAAAGGACUACAGAUCUGAGUUGCUUAAUCAUGAUGACUUGGCAUUAAAUGAGCAACAUUUUGUCAGGGGUCUCUUUUGUGUUGUUCUCUGCCACUAUAUCUUAUCUGUGAAGGGAGGUUGGCAGCAGCUGGAGGAAACUGUGAAUUUCAUACUCUUGCAGAGUGAGCAUAAUGAUGCCCCAUACCGCUCUUUUCUCCGUGAUCUUUAUGAGGACCUAAUUCAGCGUUUGGUGGAACUCUCAUCUGAAGAUAAUAUCUUCCUUUUGCACCCAUGCCGCGACAAUGUGCUGUAUCUCUUGCGGCUCGUCGAUGAGAUGCUUGUCCGUGAAUUUGGCAGUAGGCUCCUGUUUCCGGCAAAUAGUACUGAUUUUUCAGAGGAUUUGUUACAACUUGAAAACCGGGAGGACUACAGUUUGGGUUUAGAUGAGAGUUUCCAACGAUUGUUGACGGAAGAAACCUCUAGAAACACAGAAAGUCAGCACUCUUGCACCACAGUAACUGAACUUAUGACCAAUGAAAGAUGGUGGAAUUUGUAUGACAAUUUGUGGAGAAUAAUAUGUGAUAUUAAUGGAAAGGGUCCAGUGAAGAUGUCUCCCAAAUCUUCAGCUACUGGUCCCUCUAUCGGCCAGAGAGCAAGAGGAUUAGUAGAAUCAUUGAAUGUUCCAGCUGCUGAAAUGGCCGCAGUUGUUGUUUCAGGAGGAAUAGGCAAUGCACUGAGUGGCAAAAUUAACAAAAACGUUGAUAAAGCUAUGCUCCUAAGGGGUGAGAAAUGUCCGCGAAUCGUGUUUAGGCUUGUCACCCUUUAUCUGUGCAUGUCUUCUCUGGAAAAAGCCACCAGAUGUGUACAACAGGUGACCUCACUCUUGCCUUCCUUUUUAGCUGCUGAUGAUGAACAAAGCAAGAGCAGAUUGCAUCUCUUUAUUGGGUGUUUGCUUUAUGUAAGAUCCCAGUACGGAAAGUUAGAUGAUGGUGCUCGUUUUCAUGUCAUAUCGCACCUGAUACGUGAAACUGUAAUUUGCGGAAAGUCCAUCCUGGCCACCAGUGGUCUGAGCAAGGAUGACAGCUCUGAUUCUGGUGGAAUCUUCAAAGAAAUGGGCUCUAUCCAGAAUCUUAUCCACAAAGACCGUGUGCUUGCUGCAGUCACUGAUGAAACAACAUACAUGAAAACUUUGAUAUCUGAUCGUACACGUCAAGUGCAAGCCUUUGGUGAAAGGAAUGAUGAAACAUUGUCUUUAGAAUGUAACACCAAGAAAGCUUUUGAUGAAGAGCUGCAAAGCAUUUUAAAAACUGUUCUGACAUGGGAUGAAAAUAGACGAGUUGCAGUGCAAUCAAGCUAUGAAGAGCAACAGCAAAAUAUUACUGAGAAAUGGAUUCAUAUGCUGCGAUCUUUGAUGGAUGAGAGAGGUCCUUGGUCGGCAACUCCUUUUCCUAAUAACAUUUUAAACCACUGGAAGCUCGACAGGACAGAAGAUGCUUGGAGGCGUAGACCAAAGUUGAGACGGAAUUAUCAUUUCGACGAAAGGCUGUGUCAUCCACCUUCUAAUGCCACUGCCACUGAAAAUGAGACUUCAAACGUUCUCAAUGAAAGCAAGUCUGGUGUAAUACAUUUACCUGAACAGAUGAAGCGGUUUUUACUAAAAGGCAUUCGCAGGAUAACCGAUGAGGGUGGCUCAGAAUCCUGUGAGAAUGAAGGUAGUCAAAGUGAGGAAAGUUUCUUGGAUACUUCUGCAGAUAUCCAGUUUUCUGAGAUUGUGAGAAGCAGCAGUGAUCUUAAGGAUGCUGUACAAGAUAAAGUAGAUGCUUCUUCUCUAGAAGUUGAUACCAGCGAGGUUUUGACAUCAGUUCCUUGUGUUCUUAUAACUCCGAAGAGGAAACUCGCUGGUUGGUUGGCAGUUAUGAAAAAUGUUUUGCAUUUCUCUGGGGAAUUUUUGGUGGAAGGAACUGGUGGAUCAUCUGUCUUCAAGCAUUUUAGCACCUCAAAGGGUAGUGAUGUAACAAAGUCUGACAAAAAACAGAACCUUGUUAAAUUGUCGUCACCUUAUGGGAGUGAGACAUCGUCAGAUUUGGAAUCAGAAAAAAACAACCAGAAACCUUUAAAAAAGGUUAAGCGUCACAGAAGAUGGAAAAUAGGGAAGGUGAAAAGCGUUCACUGGACGCGGUAUUUGCUUCAAUACACAGCUGUGGAAAUUUUCUUCCAGGAAUCUGUGCCCCCAGUCUUUCUAAAUUUUGCAUCCCCAAAGAAUGCAAAGGAGGUCGGGAUGUUAAUAGUCUCUACCAGGAAUGAAUUCCUGUUUCCGAAGAAUGUUGCUAGGGACAGGACUGCAAUAAUUUCGUUUGUUGACAGACGUGUAGCUAUCGAGAUGGCAGAAACAGCCAGAGACAGAUGGAGAAGAAGAGAGAUAACAAACUUUGAAUACUUGAUGAUUCUCAACACCCUUGCAGGCAGAUCUUACAAUGAUUUGACUCAGUAUCCCGUUUUCCCUUGGGUACUAGCUGAUUAUUCGUCUGAGACUCUUGAUUUUAACAAAGCUUCUACCUUUCGCGAUCUUUCUAAACCGGUUGGAGCUUUAGAUUCAAGAAGGUUUGAGAUAUUUGAGGACAGAUACCACAGCUUCUCUGAUCCUGAUAUACCUAGUUUCUAUUACGGGUCACAUUAUUCAAGCAUGGGAAGUGUGUUGUAUUACCUUUUGAGAUUAGAGCCGUUUACAUCCCUUCAUCGAAGUUUGCAGGGUGGUAAAUUUGAUCACGCAGAUCGUCUUUUUCAAAGUAUUGAGGGGACAUAUCGGAAUUGCCUGUCCAACACAAGCGAUGUAAAAGAAUUGAUCCCUGAGUUCUUCUACAUGCCUGAAUUUCUGGUGAAUUCUAACUCUUACCAUCUUGGAGUGAAACAAGACGGUGAACCUCUUGGAGAUAUUUGUCUACCUCCAUGGGCUAUGGGUUCUCCAGAGAUGUUCAUUGCUCGUAAUAGAGAAGCCCUAGAGAGCGAGUAUGUUAGCUCACAUCUCCAUGAUUGGAUUGAUUUGAUAUUUGGACACAAACAGCGUGGCAAACCAGCUGUGGAGGCAGCAAAUAUCUUUUAUUACCUUACAUAUGAAGGUGCUGUUGACGUAGAAAAUCUGGAAGAUGAACUGCAAAUAUCAGCAAUUGAAGAUCAGAUCGCUAAUUUUGGUCAAACUCCAAUCCAAAUCUUCCGGAAGAAACAUCCGAGAAGAGGGCCACCUAUUCCAAUUGCACAUCCCUUGUACUUUGCACCUGCGUCCAUUAAUUUGACUUCUAUUCUUCCCGCUACAACUAAUCCCCCAUCAGCAGUUCUAUAUGUUAAUGUCGUAGAUUCAAAUAUAGUUCUCGUUAACCAGGGUCUCACUUUGUCAGUCAAGAUUUGGUUGACAACUCAACUACAUUCUGGCGGCAAUUUUACAUUUUCUAGCUCUCAGGAUCCAUUCUUUGGAGUUGGUUCUGAUGUUCUCUCUCCUCGUAACAUUGGAAGUCCCCUAGCAGACAAUAUUGAGCUUGGAUCACAGUGCUUUGCUGCAAUGCAAACGCCACUUGAAAACUUUCUGGUAUCAUGCGGGAACUGGGAGAACAGUUUUCAUGUCAUAUCCUUGACUGAUGGACGGGUAGUCCAGAGCAUCCGACAUCAUAAAGAUGUCGUAAGCUGUGUUGCAGUGACUGCUGAUUCAAGUAUCCUUGCAACUGGUAGCUAUGAUACGACUGUGAUGGUGUGGGACAUUCUUCGCAUGAGAACACCAGAAAAGAGGGUUAGAAAUAUGCACGCAGAAGCAUUGCGGAGAGAUAUCGUCCUCGCGGAUGCUCCUUCUCAUAUUCUCUGUGGUCACGAUGAUAUAAUAACCUGCUUAUAUGUCAGCACUGAUCUUGAUAUAGUCAUCAGUGGAUCAAAAGAUGGAACAUGUGUAUUCCACACGUUGCGGGAAGGAAGAUACAUAAGAUCUUUAAAACAUCCUUCAGGCAGUGCAGUGUCGAAGCUUGCCGCAUCGCAACAUGGACGGAUUGUUGUGUACGGUGACGAUGAUCUUAGUCUGCACCUCUACUCCAUUAACGGAAAACAUCUGGCCAGCUCCGAGUCAAAUGGACGCAUCAACUGUCUUGAACUUAGCAAGUGCGGAGAGUUCUUGGUCAGUGCCGGAGACCAAGGACAAAUAGUUGUGCGGUCUAUGAACACACUCGAAGUAGUGAGAAGGUAUAGCGGAGCAGGGAAAGUAAUCACCUCUCUGACUGUAACUCAGGAAGAGUGUUUCUUAGCAGGGACAAAAGAUGGAGCUCUUCUUGUUUAUUCGAUCGAGAAUCCUCAGCAUCGGAAACCGAGCCCAAUCUGGAGUAUAAAAUCAUGAAGUGCUUAUGUUCUGUUUGUUUAUUGUGUCCCAUUAUUCCAUUUGUUGAACGAUGGUUGGUUCUAGAUUUGUGGCUAAUCUUGUGUUCUGCAGAGGGGGCUUUUACACACUUUUCACUGCCUUGUAAAUGUGCAAUAUAUCUCAGGUUAACAAACUUAAGAUGCAUAGACAAUAGAGAGAGGUUUUAGUUGAUGUAACAGUACCAUAGAUAUAUAUGAUUUGUAUACA